Messenger RNA from Kogia breviceps (pygmy sperm whale), 3151 nucleotides. It is a transcript of the gene CHFR, whose product is annotated as checkpoint with forkhead and ring finger domains. Gene Ontology annotation, biological process: ubiquitin-dependent protein catabolic process; mitotic cell cycle checkpoint signaling; protein ubiquitination. Gene Ontology annotation, cellular component: nucleus. The record is from RefSeq and is a predicted model, not a curated record. Lineage: Eukaryota; Metazoa; Chordata; Mammalia; Artiodactyla; Physeteridae. Gene Ontology annotation, molecular function: ubiquitin-protein transferase activity; protein binding.
CCCGCAGCCUCCAGUAUGCGCACACUCUGCUCGCCUCCACGCGUCCACUCUCGAAGGCAGUCCUCCAGGUUCCACUCUAGCCGCCGCGCUCGGUGGUUGCCACCGCCCGCCAAUCGCAGGGCCCGGACGCCGCUGGCCCCGCCUCACGGAUCAGCUGAGGGAUCCGAGAUGUCCGUUGACAGCGGCGGCGGCGGCCGCGCGGCCGGUUCCGGAUGUGAAGCCGAUGGAGCGGCCGGGGGAGGGCGAGCAGCCGCCGCAGCAGCAACCGUGGGGGAGGCUUCUCCGCCUGGGCGCCGAGGAGGGCGAGCCGCACGUCCUCCUGAGGAAACGAGAGUGGACCAUCGGGCGGAGAAGAGCACCAACGGAACAGUAAUUAACAAGCUGAAGGUUGUUAAGAAGCAGACUUGCCCUUUACAGACUGGGGACAUCAUCUACUUGGUGUACAGGAAGAAUGAGCCAGAACACAACGUGGCAUACCUCUACGAAUCCUUACAUGAAAAGCAAGGCGUAACACAAGACUCCUUCGAAGCUAAUAAAGAAAAUGUGUUCCACGUGACCAAAGAUACCUCAGGUGCAGGGCGAGGCGACGACCCCCCGGAUCCCCAGGUCCUGCCGUCGCCACCCGCCACUCAGGUGUGCUUUGAGGAACCACAGCCAUCAACGUCCACAUCGGACCUCUUCCCCACGGCCUCUACCUCUUCCAUGGAGCCCACCUCUGCAGGGCGAGGGCCUCCCUCCAGCUCCGGCUCGAGAGGUGCAGACAUCUCCCCAAAAGGGUGUGGUCCAUCUGUGGCAAGUGAUGAAAUCGCCAUCUGCCCUUUGGCUCUCCCAGAAAGAGAGGGGGCAUCCUUUUCUCUAUUGGAACCCAAGGAUCAGGAGGAUUUGGAGCCCGUUAAGAAGAGAGUAAAAGCAGACGGGGAGCCCACCCUGAACCUGCCCAUGCUGGUCGCAGACCCGGGCGGGGACCCCCACAGUGCGCUUGACGUCAGAGCUGCGACCGUGAAGCCAGACAAGAUGGAGGAGACGCUCACGUGCAUCAUCUGCCAGGACCUGCUGCACGACUGCGUGAGCCUGCAGCCCUGUAUGCACACCUUCUGCGCCGCCUGCUACUCGGGCUGGAUGGAGCGCUCCGCCCUGUGCCCCACCUGCCGCUGUCCAGUGGAGCGGAUCUGUAAAAACCACAUCCUCAACAACCUGGUGGAGGCGUAUCUGCUGCAGCACCCAGACAAGAGGCGCAGUGAGGAGGACGUGCGCAGCAUGGCCGCCAGGAACCGGAUCACGCAGGACAUGCUGCAGCCCAAGGUCAGGAGGGCCUUCUCCGACGAGGAGGGGAGCUCUGAGGACCUGCUGGAGCUGUCGGAUGUGGACAGCGAGUCCUCGGACGUUAGUCAGCCGUACAUCGUGUGCAGACAGUGCCCCGAGUAUCGCAGGCAGGCGGGGCGGCCCCUCCCCUGCCCAGGGCCCGGCAGUGAGCCAGGGGCACCACAGGCUCCUGGGGAUGCACCAUCGACGUCCGCCAGCAUCACGACAGCCCAGGACUACGUGUGCGCCCUGCAAGGAAGCCACGCCAUAUGCACCUGCUGCUUCCAGCCCAUGCCCGACCGGAGGGCGGAGCGUGAGCGGGACCCCCGCAUCGCCCCCCAGCAGUGUGCCAUCUGCCUGCAGCCCUUCUGCCACCUGUACUGGGGCUGCGCCCGGACCGGCUGCCUCGGCUGCCUGGCCCCGUUCUGCGAACUCAACCUGGGCGACCGGUGUCUGGACGGGGUGCUGAGCAACAACAACUACGAGUCGGACGUCCUGAAGAAUUAUCUGGCCACCAGGGGUUUGACGUGGAAAAACAUGUUGACUGAGAGCCUCGGGGCUUUACAGAGGGGCGCGUUCCUGCUGUCCGAUUACAGAAUCACCGGGAACACCGUGCUGUGCUACUGCUGUGGCCUGCGGAGCUUCCGCGAGCUGACCUACCAGUAUCGGCAGAACAUCCCUGCUUCUGAGCUGCCAGUGGCCGUAACGUCCCGUCCUGAUUGUUACUGGGGCCGCAACUGCCGCACUCAGGUGAAGGCCCACCACGCAAUGAAAUUCAAUCACAUCUGUGAACAGACGAGGUUCAAGAACUAAACAUCCAGGGAGGCAGCACAAUGGCUUGGGAGUGUUGCUGGUCAAUGACACCUGUCUCAGAAAAUACUGAAUACAGACGCUUUAAGGGCAUUUCACAGUCCCCCUCAGGGGGCACCAGGGGUCCCUGCGUCGGGCACUCUGGUGCGACCUUUCUCUUGUGGAGCGAGACCCUCUCUGCAAGAACCCCUACCAGUGGCGCCCAGAGCUCUGGGCCAGAGCAGGAGCCGUCAGCCGUCCCCUCCUGUUGAAGAUGACCACGAGCUUUGCUCUCUGUACCUUUCCCACCCCCACGGUCAAAGCAGACGUCUCUCUUCAAGAAAAGUGCUCUGGGAGAAGAAGGGGAGUUUGUCAGCCGGGGCGCGCACAGCGGCUGACCUGUGCACUUUCAUAGGUUCGGUGCUCAUCUCCUAAUAAGACUUCAGUAUCGCAAACUGUAGCACAAAUGACAUAACUUAUAAUUUACAAGUUGACUAAAAUGGGAGAUAGUAUGAUAUUUGAAAGAAUAAGCAUAUGUUUCUGUUGAUAAAAGAAAAAUCAUCAGACGUCCAGGGACCCCGGCGCCAAGGGCGUGAUUGGGUCACUGCCACGCCGGGCUCCUCAGCACAGCUGCAGCCCCGCCAACCUGUCCUGCCUUCUUCACCCCUCCCCUGCGGCCGGGGCCCGGGUGGCCCAGGGACCUGGGGUGCAGGUCGUCCCUGGUGGCGCCCCGGCCCGCGUGUAGCAGCUUCUUCCCACCGAGAGCUUCCACAAGUCCUUGCCCUUUCCGCCUGCUAUGGGUUUGCCGUGUCAUCUGGAAUAAUACUUGAAAUUUUAUUGUUUAAGAAAAAAAGUUUUUUAUCCUUUGUUGAAAUCACCCGUUAACGUUUGUUUGCAAAAUUUUACCUUUUUUGCUUCUUCUCAGGAAUACGAUUUUCAACUUUGUGUUGCUCUUGAUACAGACUGAGAAGCAGCGCUCCGUGGAAGAAGGCCUCCUUCCUGCGUUCUAAUAAACAAGCCGUGUCUGUUUCUCUCCCCGCAUGUUCGUUUGUGUGUUGGU